Syzygium oleosum is the source of this 591-nucleotide messenger RNA. RefSeq lists its product as uncharacterized. The record is from RefSeq and is a predicted model, not a curated record. Lineage: Eukaryota; Viridiplantae; Streptophyta; Magnoliopsida; Myrtales; Myrtaceae. The transcript has a single exon. Gene Ontology annotation, molecular function: nucleic acid binding; RNA-DNA hybrid ribonuclease activity. Bases 1 to 591 code for a protein of 196 amino acids.
AUGAACGACAAAAUUACUCGUUGGAGCUCUAAACCCAUAGGAAAAGGGAAAAGAAAGGAGAACUCACAGAUUUCUUGGAUUCCACCACGCUCGGGAUCUCUGAAAAUAAAAGUAGAUGGAGCGUUUCUGGAGAGAGAAGGGGCUGGUGCGGUGUCGUGGGUGUGCCGAGACUCCUCCGGAAUGCUGAUUGACGGAUUCGCGAGCUCUGUGCAGGUUCGAUCUCCCCUCCAUGCCGAAACCUUAGCUCUGUUGGAAGCAUUGAAGUGGCUAAACUCACGUGGCUUUGAAGAGAAAGAAUGUAAAGAGAUAGAGUUGGAGUCAGACAAUCUCUUUUUAGUUAGAAUGCUUCAAGGCACAGAUCAGGUCUCUUGGGAAGUCCAUGCGCUGAUGAGAGAGAGUAAAGACUUGCUUAUCAGAGUAAAAGGUCUCCGGUUGGCCCACUGUGCACGGACCCAGAACAAGGUUGCGGACUGGAUCGUUAAAGCUCAAGUCCAUAAUAUCCUCCCACUCAACUGGGUUUUCAAUCCACCACAAGCCCUUUGGGAUUUGUUAUGCUCAGAAGCUCUUUUUGUGUACUUAUCAACUGUUUAA